Messenger RNA from Nezara viridula (southern green stink bug), 986 nucleotides. The record is from the annotation of a GenBank genome assembly. Lineage: Eukaryota; Metazoa; Arthropoda; Insecta; Hemiptera; Pentatomidae.
CUCGUAAUAAGGUUACUCAUAAAAAGGUUAUCUUAACUCAAUAAUAUAUUUUUGCAAAAUGAACCUGUUACCAAACCUUCGACGAUUGGUACAAAAUUUGGUAACUCAGAGAACUCUAAAGACUUCUAGCAUAUCAUUAUCUGAAAAUCUUUUCGUGCACAGAGAUUCAGCUGAGGAUAACCCUGAUAUAAAAUUUGAAUUUAAUGAAGAAAACAAAAAGAGAGCAGAUGCCAUUCUUUCUAUUUACCCAGAAGGACACAAAAGAGCAGCUAUGAUUCCUCUUCUUGAUCUAGCUCAAAGGCAACAUGGUUGGCUUCCUAUAUCAGCCAUGCAUAAAGUUGCUGAAAUUCUCGAUCUUCCCAAGAUGAGAGUUUAUGAAGUCGCUACUUUUUAUACAAUGUUUAUGAGGAAGCCAACUGGAAAAUAUCAUGUACAAGUUUGUACGACCACUCCGUGUUGGCUACGUGGUUCAGAUGAAGUUUUGUCAUGCUGUAAAUCUGAAUUGGGAAUUGGCGUUGGAGAAACUUCUAAAGAUGGAAUGUUUACAUUAUCAGAAGUGGAAUGUCUUGGUGCAUGUGUAAAUGCCCCCAUGAUUCAAGUGAAUGAUGAUUACUAUGAAGAUCUUACUCCAGAAACGACACGUAAAAUAUUGAAUGAGCUCAAAGCUUCCAAAAAACCUCCUCCAGGACCACAAAAUGGACGAUUUGCUGCUGAACCAAAGGGUGAUUUUACUUCACUUAAAUCUGAACCUCCUGGUCCUGGUUUCAAAAUGCAAGAUCUAUAAAUAAUCACAAAUCAUGUGAAAUAUGUAUUAAUAUAUAAGCUACCAUUCUUUUAUUUAUUAGUGUAAAUAAAAAAAAUUAUUAAAGAUUUUAUUUCAAAUAAUACUGAAUAGUAGUACAAUACUAUGACUUACUUCCAAAGAAGCAAAAUAAGUUCAUUUUUCUACAAUUUCUUAUAUAAAAUAAUUUUGUAUUUAACAGGCU